AUGUCUGACGACUGGGACUCCGCCACCAAGAUUGGUAGCCGCGUUCGUGGAAACGGCGCUGGUGUCGCUCGUGAGACAGUUGUCAAGGGCAGUGCUCUGAAUGCUGCCAAGCGUGCUGGUGCCGCCAUUUCCACCGAGAAGAAAUACGCCUCAGCCAAUGCCUCCAGCGGCGGUGCCGAAGGCCAGCGACUCACCAAGGUCGACCGUAGCGAUGAGAUCAUCAAGCCCAACACCGUCGGCAAGCGUGUUGGCGACGUCAUCUCCCAGGCACGUCAGGCCAUGGAACCCAAGAUGACCCAGAAGGACCUCGCCACCAAGUGCAACACCACACAGUCCAUCGUUGCCGACCUCGAGCGCGGCAGCGGUGCCCCCGACCAGAAGGUUCUGGGCAACAUGGAGCGUAUUCUGAACGUCAAGCUCCGUGGUGCUGACAUUGGCAGCCCCAAGUUCCCCAACAAGAAGAAAUAA
This is a messenger RNA of [Torrubiella] hemipterigena, 468 nucleotides long. Lineage: Eukaryota; Fungi; Ascomycota; Sordariomycetes; Hypocreales; Clavicipitaceae. The record is from the annotation of a GenBank genome assembly.